CCGCAAUUCAAUCACAUUGCUAGAAGUAUCCGUACAGUGGUGAGGUCGAUCGCCUAGAUCUUUUGACCCGUGCAAUGGACGAGUCUGCGCUCGCUCGUAUUGAGCGGCAACGAACCGAGCUUGAGGCAAACAUCACCAAACUUCGCAAAUCGCUCAGGCACUGGCAGACCCUCGAGAUAGACUACGAGAGCUUAAAGGAAGAAUUCUUCGGACUACCAGAGGGCUCGUCAGCCGAGGAAUGCUUAGAGGCUGCGCGAAGUGCGAAGCCUGAACUGGUAGAUGAAAACGAGCUUAAGACAAUCCUCAGAGACAAGAAUGGCCAUUCAUGUCGGCCUACCCAGCUCGUUGACCUGCUGUCGAAGCGCGUGGAGUACGUGGAGCGAAAUGUACAGACAGUUCGAAAACAGCUUUCGGACGCUGAGAAGAGGUGGAAUGCAUUACUUCUUGCCGAAGAGCCUGAUCAUCGAGAUGAUGCCGGUCUACCGUUGGCUGAUAUCACCGAGGAAUUGGACGAGGCAGGGAAAGUGCUAUCCAGCAAAGUCGAGACGCCUGGUUCAAAUGCACCUCAACUAAUCGAUGUACUGAAGCAAGCAGGCGUCACCGAUCUAGAAGAGAAGAAAGGCACAAUUACCAAGGUCUCUUCUCUCAGCGAUGAUGAGGCCGAUGAAGUACGCCAACCCGCCUCCUCGCCAUUAAACACCCGGGAAGUCCCCAAAUCGAUCGCAUCAAACGAGUCUCCCUAUAUACCCACCAAUCCCAACGACACCGAAGAAGAAGCGCAACUACGCCGAGAAAUGUUUGAGUAUUCCAGAGGUAUAGAUGAAGUGGGCGCCAUUGUAGCAGAACUCGAUCUAGGAGAAGAAGGCUCAGAAGUCUCCUAUGACGAGCAGGAUGACGUCUUCGAACUCGACUCUGAAAUGGAAUAUGAGGAGGACUUCGAGGAGGAUGAGUCGGAGGAUGACGUUGGCAAGAGCAAGAGUCGGUUGACGGUACCUAGGGGCUAUCGAAAGAGAAUGGAGGAGUUGCAGGAAAAGCUCGGCUUGAAGAAUCUGGGACCAGAGGCAGAAGCUGAAGCCGGAGCCGCCGUUCUCGAACAGCCUCCACGACCUGCAGCAGCCGAAGCUGCCCGGAAGGCCGCACUUGCGAGACAUGAGCAGUCCACUAAGAGCAGCUUGAAGUCGUCUGUCAAGCCACCAAACGACAAUGAGCCAGCAAGCAAAAAGAAGCCGGGCAAGAAGAAGGUGGCUUUCUCUUCAGAACUUGACGUAGCAUCCCCGAAGCCUAUCAGCAGUGCAGCUCCCCCGACUCAACCUCCAUCCGAAAAAGAGACCAGAGAAUCGAAAGCUAAGCCGAUCGUCGAAUCCAUCGUGGAGAGAACAGUUAUUGCCGACGAAGUACAGGCUCCUGCUCCAAAUAAACCAUCGCGCUUCAAGGUCGCACGUCAGUCCCAACCUCAGACGCCAAUGUUUGCGCGCCCGAUGACGCUCCCAUCUGAAUCUUCGGAACAGAAGCAAGAACACUCACCCUCACCAGCGUCUCGGUCUAGCAUUGUAUCCGCAGACCUGGUUGAGCGCCCGUCGCCAAGUACACCCAAAGCUCCAGAUGCAGAUGACUUCCCUGAAGAGGCUCAUGAACGCGAGAUCGCGAUGGAAUAUCAAAGACACCGCAUGAAACGGAUCCAUGCUCAAGAUGGCGGUUUCGUGGGGGACGGAGAAGAAGACAACUACGGCGAAAUGGUCACUGCAGGUAGAGGCAGGGCCAACGAGGAUCCAACUGGCAGGAAAGUCAGCAGGUUCAAAGCGGCCAGAGUGAGUCGGUGAAAGGGCGUCACCAGCUCUGAGGGCAGUGAGUAUAAGUAAGUACUCCGUCAUGCAAUCAAGCAUCAAGAGCACGCCGAUACCUUUUUUG
Exophiala xenobiotica is the source of this 1908-nucleotide messenger RNA. RefSeq lists its product as uncharacterized. The transcript has a single exon. Lineage: Eukaryota; Fungi; Ascomycota; Eurotiomycetes; Chaetothyriales; Herpotrichiellaceae. Gene Ontology annotation, biological process: negative regulation of transcription by RNA polymerase II; negative regulation of phosphatase activity. The record is from RefSeq and is a predicted model, not a curated record. Bases 75 to 1820 code for a protein of 581 amino acids. Gene Ontology annotation, molecular function: phosphatase inhibitor activity; chromatin binding; transcription corepressor activity.